AUGGCGGACGCGGGUUGCAUUAAUGUAAAGUAAAAUGAUUAAUACCAUUAGUCGUGUGUACAGUCUGAUUUUAAUAUGACAGACAAGGAAUUUUAUCCCCUUACCACCUCGUGUGUACGGGCACUCAAUGAUAAAUUAUAUGAUAAAAGAAAGGGUGCAGCUUUGGAGAUCGAAAGGUUAAUGAAAGAUGCUGUUAAAAAUAAUGAUGUGGAAACAAUUAAAAGAGUCUUAAAAGUUGUUGGUGAAGAUUUUGCUUUGUCUCAGAAUCCAAACACUAGAAAGGGUGGAUUAAUUGGACUAGCAGCUACUGCUAUUGGCUUAGGAAAGGAAGGUUGCAAGUAUAUCAAUGAAUUAACUAAACCAGUGAUAGUUUCAUUUCAUGAUAGUGAUCCACGUGUUCGAUAUUAUGCCUGUGAAGCAUUAUAUAAUAUAGUUAAAGUAGUGAGAGGCUCUGUUCUACCAUUCUUUAAUGAGAUAUUUGAUGCUCUGAGUAAACUGUCUUCAGACCCGGAGCAAAAUGUGAAGAAUGGAGCAGAAUUACUAGACAGACUUAUAAAGGAUAUUGUAACAGAAAGUUCAUCAUUUGACUUGACUGCCUUCAUUCCUUUGUUGCGAGAGAGAAUCUACACUAAAAAUACUUUUGCAAGACAAUUUGUUGUAUCAUGGAUAGCUGUUUUAGAUUCUGUUCCAGAUAUAAAUAUGCUGGUUCUCUUGCCAGAAAUUUUAGAUGGACUUUUCCAGAUCCUUGGUGAUUCCAGUCCAGAAAUAAGAAAAUUAUGCAAUGAUGUACUGGCAGAAUUUUUACAAGGAAUAAAAAAUGAUAAAAAUGGUGUUAACUACACCAGCAUGGCAAAUAUCCUUAUAAUACACAGUCAAAAUGUUGUGGAGAUUAUACAAUGUACAGCUAUAAGAUGGUUGAGAGAGUUUGUUAUAUUAUCGGGUAGAUCAAUGUUACCACAUAUGGCUGGUAUGUUAGGAUCUGUUUUACCUUGUUUAGCAUAUACAGAUGAUAGAAGACGAAGUGUAAGAGAUGCAGCUGACCAGUUAAACAGAGGUUUACAUAAAUUAAUUGAAAAAGAAGACGAUUUACCAACACCUACCAUAGAAUCUCAAUCUGUAGAUAAUAGUCCUGCAGCUGUACAGUUAGAGGUAGCCUCUGUUAUUAAAGUGUUAAAAGCUAUGUUAAGUAAUGACGCUGUACAAACCCGAGUAGCAGCUUUGAACUGGUUUAACCUACUUCUAUCAAGAACUCCUAAUAAGACAUUCCGUCAUAUCGAUGACUUCUUUGGUUUAUUGUUAGAUACAUUAUCAGAUCCUUCAGAUGAUGUUGUGUUAUUAGAUUUAGAAGUUUUAGCAGAGGUUUCUUCGAAUCCUGCUGGAGCAGCAGAAACAGAUCUUAAUACUCAAGUUACGUCCCUUUCUGACAUAAAACCUGGAUUGAACCAGUAUUUUACCAAGUUUAUUGUCAAGUUAAUGGAAUUUUUCAAGAAUAAUAAAGCAGUAUUAGAUGAUAGAGGUGCUUUUAUAAUCAGGCAGUUAUCAGUAUACCUCAGCGCAGAAGCAAUAUUUCGAGCUUUAGCAGAAAUACUAGAGACAGAUGAAGAUGUGAAUUUUUGUUGUACUAUGGUUCAAACACUCAACACAAUAUUACUCACUUCUACAGAACUAUUUGACUUACGAUCUCUACUUAAAGAUUUAAAAAAUCAGGAGAGUUGUUCAUUAUUUGUAUGUUUAUAUAAAUGUUGGUGUCAUAGUCCUAUAGCUACCAUGUCAUUAUGUUAUUUAAGUCAGAAUUAUCAUCAUGCUAGUAAACUACUACAUACAUUUGGUGACUUAGAGAUAACUGUCGACUUUUUAAAAGAAAUAGAUAAACUUAUACAGUUAAUAGAAUCACCUAUAUUUGCGUAUUUAAGGUUACAGUUAUUAGAUACAAAUAAUAAUCAAGAUUUAAUACAUAGUUUAUAUGGUUUAUUGAUGUUAUUACCACAAUCAGAGGCUUUUAAACUAUUACAUUAUAGACUAGAGUGUAUACCUAAAUAUCAACCUAUCAGUAAUGAAAAUAGAAAACAUGUGGAUAAACGGCCAUUGGUUGGAAAAAUUGACUUCAACGAACUUCUGCAACAUUUCCUGCAAGUUCAAGCUAAACAUAAGGCUUUUAAACGACAUCAGUUAGCAUUUAAACAUAAAAGUUUAAGCAACCUACCACUGUGAUAUAAUGAAAAUUAAUUAUAAAAAUGAACAGUAUAUAAAUAUAUACCAGUAUACUCAAUAUGUACUCCACAAUUACUAGAGUAGAAAACAGUAAAAACAAGCUGCUGUUCGCUGCACCCCCCCCCCCCCCUUGUAAAUAAUAUUCCACCUAUUAAAAAUAGUUUAAAGGAGCUACUAAACCUGUUUUAAUCAGAUAAAAGUAAAAUAUGGAAUUGGGUUGAUCUGAUGCAUUAUUUUUUAUGAGUGAUGGGGCAAGCUUUUUCCAAUUAAAUUUCUGUUUUAAAGAUUAAGUGGAAUUCAGCUUGUUGAGUGUCGACAGUGGAACACGAAAUCGAUUAUAUCUUAACACUGACUUUAUAGACAUAACAUUUUUAACGAAGAAAAUGACCAUCCCUCAAAACAAAUCAAUGCAUUAAAUCCACUGAAAAUGUAAAUUUUACGUUGACCUAAAUAAAAAAAAAGUAUAAUCAUUUGAAGGGUUGUGUUUUUAAUUAAAGUAUAAUAUUCUUUACAGAUAUACACGUUCUUAUAACAUUAUUAUUAAAAAUAGUUCAGUUGAAGAAUAUGUUAAUUAUGUCUUUAAAUAUGUACAUAUGCUUUAGUCAGUCAAUGAUAAAAUGUAUAUAAUGUCUGUAACAUAAACUAUGGGGUUGUGCAGUAACAGAAAAUAUUGUUAUAUGUAUAUUCUCAUUGGGUACCAAGUCUCCAACAUUGUUUCGUGAAUUUUCAAAUCGCCCACUAUCGACUUGACCCAUGUUAAUCAUCACCAAAUGGCAGAAGAAACACUUUCAGUUUUUAUUUCAUUGUCUACUCAAUAUACAUUCAAUGUAACAGCUUAGUAGUUGCUAUCAGGAUGUUUUGUAAUCACAGUAUCAAGCAUGUUCCUGAAGCAACGACUGCGAGUUUCACAACAUCUGGUCGUUGCUUGUUUACUUCACAAUUCCCGAACUUAUAGCUAUGUUAUCUACAGACACGUGAGCAGUAGCGUCCAGUCAGAGGUUGUGACAUCGCGACCUCCACGGAAACCUUGACAUUGAAUGAACCUUGAACUUUGCAACUCGAUUAUCACAGGUAGACAAGAUGUACCUAGUUAAAGCGAGAUCAAGCCUUCUAUUGAAGAUGAGUAUCAAGAAGCUUUAUUAUGUUAGUGUCGUUUUCACGUUUUGAGUCUGGUACCUAAAGAGUUAAGAUUUAUUAAAAAUGUAUGUAUUCUUAUUAAAGAUCUUUUAUUAUUUGUAUGUAUAUGACUAUAUUAGGCUUAAACUAAUAUAAUGUACAUGUAAAAUAUAGUGUAUUUUUAUUAUUCAUUGUAAUAUUUAUGUUUUCUAUUAUUUAAAGGUGGAUUCAUAUGAUGGUGGAGAUACAUAUUAACUAUAAUAUUUACUAGUUAUUUAACUAUAAUAUUUACUAGUUAUUUAACAGUUAUAAAUCUGGAAUUUCCUAGUUAUAAAUCUGGAAUUUCCUAGUUAUAAUAAAUCUUCCUGUUCAUUUGGAAAUAAAGAUAUUUUCAUAUAAAAGUAAGUUUUCUAGGUCCAGUAGAUGAUUUUAAAGUCCUCCAGAGAAUCCAUCCUUAUUUGAUAUGAUAAUUGAAGAUAAAUAUAAACUAUGUUUUAAUCUGAGAACCUCUGAUCUAACAUUCUCACAUUACUCUUGAAAAACAUGUAUAUAUGUUUGGAUUAUUCUAUCGAAUAUUCUGGAAUUAUAAAUGGCAAACAUGUGCCAAUUGAAUAUAAAUAUUAAAUUCCUCCUUCAAUCACCUCUUUUGAAACAUUUACCUCAUGAAUCCCCACCUGUCUGUUAUCAGGAAUGUUGACUUACAGAACCAUGAGGAAACCUGAUUCAUUGUCACUAGUCCUGUACAAUAAUUUUCACUUUUAUAAUAUCUUGUUAUUAUAUGAAAAUGACAUUGAUGUUGUAAAAUAGGCAUAUUGUAAAAUAGAGAUUUAUUGCUUUAUUGGUAUUGUAAAAUAGUCAUUUAAUGAAUAAUUGAUAUGUAAAAAUAAUCAUGUCAAAACUUCAAACAGUCAUAACUUCGCUCAGAAUAAAGUAAUUUGAAUAACAUCUUCAAUAUAUUCAUUUUUCAUUGUUUUUCUUGAAAUAUAUAGCAAGAACGGCCAGCUCUUUAUCUAAAUCUUACAUAAUAUAUCUUUAAUGCAUUAUUGAUAUUGUAAAAUAACCAUAUAAUGCAUUAUUGGGGGGGGGGAUAGGAUGGCCGAAUGGUUAGCACGUGCGUGCAGUAUCAUAAGGCCUGUCAUUGAGUCAACUGGCAUGGGUUUGAAUCCCCGGUUGUACGUGACAAGGAGUAGGGUCGACUGUCCAACCUUGUGGGUUUUCUCCGGGUCCUCAGGUUUCCUCCCACUGCUAAAGACCCAAACGCGCAAGCAAAUUAUUGAAAUAAAAUUGAACCAUGUGUUAGUCUCAAAAUGACCUAGUUUGUGUCGAGUGGAUGUUAAACCCCAUUUCUCUCUCUCAUUAUUGGAUUGUAUCUACGGUAUUUUGAAAUGAUUGCCAAUAUAUUUCUGCUCAUUAAUAUAUUGAUGUGGGUUGAAAAACCCAUGACACCAUAUCGUAAAAUCUGUAUAAAUGUCAGUACAUGUAUAAUGAAUUAUUUAUGACGAUAUUUAGCAAUAUAAAAAGGUCACUCCUUAAAAAAAAGUAGUCAAUUUUCAAAACACUGGUGGUAUAAAUAAAUGAUCUCGAUUGUAAAUGGUCGAUUCCAAAUUAAGCUCUCUAUCAAAUACUGUCAUACAGAAAAUUCAGAGAAUUCUUUUGAAAAGCUUUAAUUAUCAAGACAUUUGAUCAGUUGUCUAAAGGUAUUACAAUGUCGCCAACACAGGACUAGAAUGUUGUUUUCUUAAACAUUUCUUUAGAUAUUAAUAGAAUGACUAAUUGAAUACUUGGAACGAAAAUGACAUUAAGUUUUAAUAAGUUGUUUAAGAACCUGUAUAAACUAGCUUGAUAUGAAAUGUAAAAUAUUUUAACUGCAAAUUCUAAAUCAUUCCACUAUAUCACCAUAUGGAAUAUUAGUCAUUAGCUAUUAGUUAUAUUGAUUUUAUAAUUGUUGAUAGAUACAGCUGUAAUUAUAUCUUGUUGGGUAUUUUGUUACUCAAUCUGUACAUGUAUUAUGUAUGUAAUUUAGAUGUAAUACAGUAAUAAAAUAACACUACAAAUCUC
Patella vulgata (common limpet) is the source of this 5385-nucleotide messenger RNA. RefSeq names its product protein VAC14 homolog. Gene Ontology annotation, biological process: phosphatidylinositol biosynthetic process; positive regulation of kinase activity. Gene Ontology annotation, cellular component: PAS complex; endosome membrane. The coding region runs from base 76 to 2211 and encodes 711 amino acids. The record is from RefSeq and is a predicted model, not a curated record. The transcript has 17 exons. Lineage: Eukaryota; Metazoa; Mollusca; Gastropoda; Patellidae.